Molecule: messenger RNA, 2077 nt
Organism: Dicentrarchus labrax (European seabass)
Lineage: Eukaryota; Metazoa; Chordata; Actinopteri; Moronidae
Exons: 4
Coding region: 102-1136 (344 amino acids)
Source: RefSeq, a predicted model, not a curated record
ACUGAGACAAUCAGUGACCUGCACCUCUACAAACUGAACACGGCAGAAACCUCCACCUGCAGUUUGCAGAGACGAGCAGAUUGUUGGAAAACGCAGUGAAGAUGUAUCUCCUGUCCCCGAUGAUGCUGGUCCUGCUGUCGGCUGGAACCAGUUUGGCUGCUGUGAAUAUGGACUGGCUGACUAAUAUUGUUAGAGGCAUCAGGACACAGUACAGAAUAGACAGACAAUUCUGUGUGGCUGCAAACAUCCCACUGAAUCUUCCACCACAGGACCUCGCUAAUGUCCUUCGGAACGACGGCAACACAGAGGAUGUUGAAGAUGAACUUACAUAUAGUAAGGUGUACCAAGGCAGGAGUGUGACUAUAGCCAAACCUGUACGCCAUGAACAUGCAGAAUAUAUAGUUCUGAAAAACUUGGGCCAACUGAGCUCCAAUAGCGAGGGACACUUCCUGCUCAUCUACUCUUACCUCUCCCCAUGUGCAGGCCAGUGUGCAAAUCCCGAUGACUGGCACAACAUCCUUCAAUACAUUGUUGCAAAUGUUAUUCCAUAUUGGACAAAUUAUGCCUUUGUGUUUACAACAGUCUACGAUAACCCCAAUGAUGGUAGUACCAUUAGCAGACAAGACUUGACAAAAGCAGUAAAAGAGCUUGGGAAGUCUGGGCUUGGUCUUAGAAACAUUUUCCGCUGUUACCAACCAGGUCGUUUACCAUUUCAGUGCCACAGCUGCUCUUCACAGGGGAGAGUUUCAGAUGUAUGCGUUGAUAACAACUUUGUGCCUCAGCAGGGUAGAAGCAGAAGCAGCAGCAGAAGCACCAUCAGAAGCAGUAGCAGUGGCAGUAGAAGCAGGGACACAAGUAUGAGCACAGACAGAAGUAGAAGCACCAGUAGAAGCAGAGACAGAAGUAUGAGCACGGACAGAGGUAGAAGCACCAGUAGAAGCAGAGACAGAAGUACGAGCAGAGAAAGAAGUAGAAGCACCAGUAGAAGCAGAGACAGAAGUAUGACCAGAGACAGAAGUACGAGCAGAGACAGAAGUAGAAGCACCAGUAGAAGUAGUAGCGGCAGCAGUAGAAACAGGGACAGAGGUAGAAAGAGACAGAGAAACACGAGCAGAGAAAGAAGCCCAAUUGGAUGAGGAAGCAGAGGUUGGACGAGUUUUGGGGUCUGAUGUGAUUCAGUUUAGAUUUAUUAGACUUAUUAGAACCUGAACCUAAAACUUCCCCUGAACCUGAAUCCUGACUGACGCUGGGGACACACAGAAAGUCGACAUGCAGCAAAGCGUCCUGAAGUGCUGUCUGCUUCCUUUUGGUGCCCAAUAACUGAGCAGUUCAUACAACCUCUAUUUUUUCCGCGAUAAAAUUGGGCAAGAAAAACAGACCGAUAACAUAAAUGAAAUAUUGAAUUAUUUGACUGAUAAAUGUUGAAAUAUGCAUCCCUCGCCUGCCAACCCUGUUUCAAUAUUGAUUCACAGUUUUUCUCCCCACGUGAUGAAAUAUCAAAAUCUGAUCAUCCACUAUAUUUAUCAUUAACAGUAUCACUGCUGUUUGUCAUUGUGUUGUUUGUGCCAAUAGAUCAAUCACAGUGCUUUGCGGUGUGUUGGCCUCUUGUGUGGCCUCUCCAUGCUUAGUAAUGCAAUCUAACUUCUGUUAUGAAUUGGAACUGAAAGUCCCAUUACCACCUUUCAAGACUGAACUCUCACUUCCACUUUUUUAGAAACUACUGGCUGGAAAUAUACAGUGUUGGAGGUAUUUUACACACAAUAGAGAUUACAUUUGUUUGCAGACGAUCUCCUGUCAUAUCAAAGUGAUCAUCAUUAAUAUAGUGAAACAUUUUAGAGAGAAAAUUCUACUUGACUGCAGAUUUAAUUUACUUAUACUUCUAUAUAUGUGUAUACAAUGUGGAAUGUAAUUCAUGUAUACAUAUACUGUAUAUGUUUUUUAUUAUACAACUGUGUGUUUAUUUUAUUAUGCUACUUGUUUGGUAUUAUGAUGCUUAGCUAAUAUAUGUGUAGGCAGUAUGGGGUGGUUGGGUCAAAUGUUUGUGAACACUGUUUCUCAAAUAAAAAUAUGCAUUAAA